Messenger RNA from Oncorhynchus gorbuscha (pink salmon), 1329 nucleotides. RefSeq names its product prokineticin receptor 1a (gene prokr1a). The transcript has 2 exons. Lineage: Eukaryota; Metazoa; Chordata; Actinopteri; Salmoniformes; Salmonidae. Gene Ontology annotation, molecular function: neuropeptide receptor activity. Gene Ontology annotation, cellular component: membrane. The record is from RefSeq and is a predicted model, not a curated record. The coding region runs from base 1 to 1149 and encodes 382 amino acids. Gene Ontology annotation, biological process: neuropeptide signaling pathway.
AUGGGUGAAUGUCACAAUAACAGCAGCUUCUCCAUGACGCAAGACCUGCCGGAGAAUUGUCCUGACUCUUUCAAUUCCAGCGCAUACGAUCUGGACUAUGGAGUACCACGGGAGGAGAUCCCCGAUACAACGCAGGGAUGUGCGUUUUUUGUGGCUACCAUUGUCAUAGCCAUGGUCCUGGUCUGUAUCAUAUUAGUCUGUGGCAUUGGCAACUGUCUGUUCAUUGCCUCUCUGGCGCGCUACAAAAAACUCCGUAACCUCACCAAUCUCCUCAUUGCUAACUUGGCCGUGUCGGAUAUUCUGGUGGCUGUAGUGUGCUGUCCGUUUCUGUUGGAUUACUAUGUGGCGAAGCAGCUGUCAUGGGACCAUGGGCUUGUCCUGUGCGCCUCAAUCAACUAUUUACGCACGGUGUCCCUGUAUGUGUCCACCAACGCGCUGCUGGCAAUCGCAGUGGACAGGUACAUGGCCAUCGUCCACCCUAUGAAGCCUCGCAUGAAGUACCAGACGGCCUACAGCCUGAUCCUGGGCGUGUGGAUCGUACCCAUAGUCAUUUCCAUCCCCUCUGCCUACUUUGCUUCCGAGAUCACAUACCCGCGCAUCUCCAGUCAGAGCCACAAGACCUUCUGUGCCCAGAUCUGGACUGUGGACCACCAGCUCUACUACCGCUUCUACUUCCUCUUCAUCUUCGCCCUGGAGUUCGCCGGGCCCGUGGCCAUCAUGGCCGUGUGUUACGCACGGAUUUUGCGGGAGCUGUGGUUCAAGAGCGUGCCUGGCUUCCAGACAGAGCAGAUCCGGAAGCGGCUGCACAGACGGCGGAGGAUGGUGGUGGUGCUGAUUCUGGUGUUGGCCGCCUACGUGCUCUGCUGGGCACCGUACUACAGCUUCACACUGGUACGGGACUUCCACCCCACCCUGAUCUCCAGGGACAGGAACUCCCUGGUGGCCUUCUACAUUAUCGAGUGCGUCGCCAUGAGCAACGGGGUCAUCAACACGCUGUGUUUCGUGAGCGUCCGCAACACUGCCAAGUGCAUGCGGACAGUGACCAGGCUGCGCUGGAAGUCUGUCAAAUGUGCAGUGGGAAAGACGGUGGAUGAGCACACCUCGUCUUUACGCGUGACAGAGGAUGUUGAGUGCACACGCCUGAGAUAGAGGCCUGAUCCUGAGAUGAUCGUCUCUAUUGAAAGGUAGAACCAGCAGUAGACCAAGUGGAUUCUGGGAUGUUGCACGCUUUUCCCAUUUUUUUAAGAUCCAAAAUGGUGAGAUAUAAGAUUGAGUCAAGGGAACGGUUUGGCGUUGGGGACAAGAGAUCCAGACUGCUGACAGAGUAGG